AUAAAAGAACUCCUUUAAGCAACCUAAAGAAUCACCAUUCUUACUACUCUUAUCAUCUCUUCAGCAUUUCAAUGGCUUCUCAUUUGUUUCUAAUUUCCAUUCUAAUGGGCAGCCUAGUUGCUGCCUCAGCUAAUUUUAAUAAUCUUGCAGAGAUCACUUGGGGCGAAGGACGUGGUAAAAUAACAGAAGGAGGCAAGGGCCUCUCCCUGUCCCUUGACAAACUUUCUGGUUCAGGUUUUCAAUCCAAGAAUGAAUAUCUCUUUGGAAGAUUUGACAUGCAACUCAAACUCGUUCCUGGAAACUCUGCUGGCACUGUCACCACCUUCUUUUUAUCUUCACAAGGAGAAGGACAUGAUGAGAUCGAUUUCGAGUUCUUGGGUAAUACGACGGGCGAGCCCUACACUGUCCAUACCAACGUCUAUUCUCAAGGAAAGGGAAACAAAGAACAACAAUUCCACCUUUGGUUCGAUCCAACUGCAGCAUUUCACACUUACACCAUUGUGUGGAAUUCUAACCGCAUAGUGUUCUUGGUGGAUAACAUUCCAAUUAGAGUAUACAACAACCAUGAAAACAAUGGCAUUCCAUUCCCAAAGAGCCAACCAAUGAAAGUGUACUGCAGCUUAUGGAAUGCAGAUGAGUGGGCUACACAAGGAGGCAGAGUCAAGACUGAUUGGACACAUGCUCCUUUCACAGCUUACUACAGAAACUUCAAAAUAGAUGGCUGCGCAGUCACAUCCGGCGCCUCUUCAUGUAAGUCCACUGAUUCUGCAGGCAAUGCUAAGGCAUGGCAAAAUCAAGAACUUGAUGCUAAGGGCAGGAAUAGAGUCCGAUGGGUGCAAAGUAGACACAUGGUUUACAACUACUGCGCUGAUAAAAAGAGGUUUCCUCAAGGCUAUUCUCAUGAAUGCAAGAGCUCAAGGUUUUAAUUAGGAGAUGACACUUCAUUAUAUUAAUUCCAAAGGUUUGAAGAUUGAUGCAUAGCCUGGUGAUUUAUGGGAUUGGUUGUUUUCCUUAUGGUGGUGUGAAAUUCUUUAUUGUUUGUUCCAAUAAAAGCUUGUUUAAUUUAUUUAUUUAUUUUGAUUAAAUGUUGUUCAAGUUUGUGUCUAUACUGGGAGAAUAUGUCAAUUCCUGAAUAAAUACAAGAAACUGUUACCAUGAA
This is a messenger RNA of Nicotiana tabacum (common tobacco), 1159 nucleotides long. RefSeq names its product xyloglucan endotransglucosylase protein 7-like. Gene Ontology annotation, molecular function: xyloglucan:xyloglucosyl transferase activity; hydrolase activity, hydrolyzing O-glycosyl compounds. NCBI's taxonomy places the organism in Eukaryota, Viridiplantae, Streptophyta, Magnoliopsida, Solanales, Solanaceae. The record is from RefSeq and is a predicted model, not a curated record. Gene Ontology annotation, biological process: cell wall biogenesis; xyloglucan metabolic process. Gene Ontology annotation, cellular component: cell wall; apoplast.